GAGUGUGCAGUCACCGGCAGGAACUACACCUAUGGUCAGGUGGUGGACGCCGUGGCCAGGUGGGGCGGGUAUCUUGCAAUGCUUGGGAUGCAAAAGGGCGACAGAAUGGCAAUAAUGAUGCUCAACUAUCCAGAGUAUAUCCUGGUCAUGCUGGGGGCCAUAUCUGUCGGUAUCCCCGUCACUGUUAUUAAUUCCUCGUACACUGCAGAGGAGGUGUGCCAUCAACUGAAGGAUAGUGACGCUUCCUUGGUGGUGCAUGACGAUGCCACAGAGAAAGUGAUUGAAGCUGCGCUCACCCUCCUCAAGAAGCCUUUGAGGAGGGUUAUCAACACGGAUGCGUCGCCUCCAGCCGGAAUUCCCAGUCUUAGAAGUCUUCUGCAAGAUUCCUCCUUACACCUGGCAGACCCAAUAGAGGUGAGCGGAACGGAGACAGCGCUGUUGCCGUACUCAAGUGGUACUACAGGGAAGCCGAAAGGUGUUGAAACGUCACACAACGCCCUUAGCAGUAACACAGAGAUUUAUACCCACCCAAAUUUCUUCACUUCAAAGUCUCCUACAGAAUGCCACCAAGACGUCUUCCUGUGUUACCUGCCUCUGUUCCACGUGUACGGCAUCCUGCCCAUCAUGAUGGUUGCCCUGCAUACUGGCGUAAAGGUAGUCACCGUGCCUAAGUUCGACAUUAAGGCUUUUGUACCUCUGAUCGUCAAGCAUAAGGUCGAAAUGGUCCAUACUGUCCCGCCAGUGCUGAACUUUAUGAUCCAGUCACCUGACGUCAACUCGGAGUCUAUGAAGUAUGUGAAGACAUUACUGUGCGGGGCAGCGCCUGUGCCCCAGCCAUCAGUGAAGAUCCUCCAAGAAAAAACAGACAGAUCACUCUUCUUCCAGGAAGGUUAUGGUAUGACCGAGGUGCUCAUCUCUCAUAUAACACCUACCGGAUUCAAUCACGCUCCUUUGUGCAUCCUUCCCAAUGUCAAGUGCAAGGUUAUUGACGUCGAGACUGGGAAGUCACUGCCAGCCAACGCAAAAGGAGAGAUAUGCUUAAAGUCGCCCUCGAUGAUGACGGGUUACUUGAACAACGAAACUGCCACUCGAGCUACCAUUGACGAAGAUGGGUGGGUGCACUCCGGGGACAUCGGCUACUACGAUGAUAGUGAAAGCUUCAACAUCGUGGACCGUAUCAAGGAACUUAUCAAAGUCAAGGCGAUGCAGGUAGCGCCUUCUGAACUUGAGGAGGUACUUCUGCAACACCCUAAGGUGAAGGAGGUGGGGGUGACCGGGGUGCCUCAUGACCGGUUCGGAGAAGCGCCGCGGGCAUAUGUGGUUACCUCAACUCCUACUAGUGAGAAGGAGAUACAUGAGUUCAUGACUUCGCAUGUCGCUCCCUACAAGCAGCUGGCGGGCGGCGUGGUCUUUGUCUCCGAACUGCCCAAAACUGCCUCUGGAAAAAUACUUAGAAGAGCACUGAGGGAACUAUAGAAAUGUCUCGUUACUACAGCGAUGUGCUGCCUUACAUGCAUAUCGUAAGACUCGUUCCAUACUCUAUAAAAAAUCUCCACUCACAUAUACGUACCUACACGUCUUAUUCUCCGUAUUUUGUGUCCGUGCAGUGACGCAGUGGUUCUUGGUUCAUGAAAGUAACAUAAUGUCACUUAACUUUGAUAAAACGAGUCAUGUCUCAGAGACAUUCCUCCCAGUCGUGGUGGUUUUACUAAAAUGAAAAAUUAAGAAUAGAUAUAAUUUUCUAUCACUAUUUUUCAAUGCUUCCUUAAUCUGUCUCUUGGAAAGGUUCAACAGCAGAAGUCAUCAAUUCUUCUGCAAUAUCGCAUAAACCCAAACUCUCGAAGUUAUAAUAAUGAAGUGAAUUGACUCUAUAUCAGAGAACCUUUAUUUUCCUCACCCACAACCCUCAAUCGCUCACUCAUAUAAACUGAAAACUUAAUCGAUAUUUUGUCACUUAUAAUGCGUGAAUAAAUACAAUUAAGUAA
Messenger RNA from Portunus trituberculatus (swimming crab), 1985 nucleotides. Its product is annotated as 4-coumarate--CoA ligase-like. Lineage: Eukaryota; Metazoa; Arthropoda; Malacostraca; Decapoda; Portunidae. Gene Ontology annotation, molecular function: CoA-ligase activity. The record is from RefSeq and is a predicted model, not a curated record.